GACAAAAAGCACUGAACCAGUUGUUUUCCGUGUCUCUGUGUUCAUUCUGUGUCUCUGUUUACGUCGAGCGACGAGAGAGAGAGAAAGAUGAAGAUUUUACUGUUGCUGGCAGCACUGUCUGCAGUUUGCCUGGCAGGCGAUUAUGAAGUGGACGAAGGAGUUCUCGUUCUGACGAAGGACACGUUCAGUGCAGCCUUGGAGGAGCACGCGUUCCUCCUGGUCGAGUUCUAUGCUCCGUGGUGCGGGCACUGCAAGCAGCUGGCUCCAGAGUAUGCCAAGGCUGCCCAAACCUGGAGGCCGAUGCUCAGAGAUCAAACUGGCCAGUAGAACGCCACAGAGGAGUCUGAUCUUGCCCAAGAGCACGACGUCCCGCGGUUACCCACUAUCAAGUGUCUUCAAGAACCAGAAGCCUAUGGACUAUGGGGGAGGUAGGACAGCUCCUGAAAUUGUCAACUGGCUCUUGAAGAAGACGGGUCCUCCAGCCAUCGAACUGACAGACGUCGAGGCGGCCAAGAAAUUCUCUGAGAAAGACGAAGUCGUCCUCAUUGCGUUCUUUGAGGACUUGGAGUCGAAAGGAGCUCUGGCGUUCAAGGCAGUGGCUGAGAUCCAGGACAGUCUGGCGUUUGGCAUCACCUCCAGCCAGGAGGUGGCAGAGGCUCUGGGUGCUCCUUGGACAUUGAUGACAGGCAAGGUAGUGUAUGAUGGAGAGUACAUCGCCGAAGACAUCGAGUCCUUCAUCAUCAUGGAACAGCUUCCUCUCGUCACCAUCUUCUCUGAUGAUACGGCUCCGAAGAUCUUUGGAGGUAGCAUCAGGUCCCAUCUCCUGGCCUUCUUCGCCCAAGACGAUGAGAACGCGGAGGCAACUCUCGAGGAGCUCAGGAUGGCCGCCAAACAGUUCAAGGGAAAGAUUCUGUUGUGUCAGAUUGACGACAGCGGAAAGAGCCUCAUGAGGAUCAAUGUGUUUGCGAGUUCUUCAACAUCAAAGACCGAGUCACGCCCACGUUCUCGCCUCAUUAACCUCGAGGAGCGACAUGAAUGCUCCGUGGUGUGGUCACUGCAAGCAGCUGUCUCCAAUCUGGGACGAACUGGCCGAACACUUGCCUCCGAUGAUGACGUUGUCGUUGCCAAGAUGGACGCCACCAAGAACGAGGUGGACGGAGUCCAAGUCACCGGGUUCCCCACACUGAAGGUCUUCAUGAAAGAAACCAACGAGAGCGAGACUGAUGAUGUCGUCGGGGAGGGUAUUGUUUCAGACGAUGCCAAGUAUGCGAGGAAUGCUCAAGUAGGGGGGAUGAAGAUGGACCUGUUUGGCUGA
This is a messenger RNA of Geodia barretti, 1315 nucleotides long. NCBI's taxonomy places the organism in Eukaryota, Metazoa, Porifera, Demospongiae, Tetractinellida, Geodiidae. The record is from the annotation of a GenBank genome assembly.